Messenger RNA from Pseudoliparis swirei, 3748 nucleotides. Its product is annotated as Na(+)/H(+) exchanger beta-like. Gene Ontology annotation, molecular function: sodium:proton antiporter activity. The record is from RefSeq and is a predicted model, not a curated record. Gene Ontology annotation, biological process: sodium ion transport; regulation of pH; proton transmembrane transport. Gene Ontology annotation, cellular component: membrane. The transcript has 12 exons. Lineage: Eukaryota; Metazoa; Chordata; Actinopteri; Perciformes; Liparidae. The coding region runs from base 257 to 2635 and encodes 792 amino acids.
GUUUGGUUUAGAGAGAGAAUAACGGCUCUGAAACACUCAGGGAAACGACGAAGAAGCUUUCAAAUCAAAUAAGAAGCCAUAUUUAUUUAUCACAAUAAUCACCACCCAUGACGGCGGCAUCGCUUAUCCUCCUAUGCGGUGUUUGACCAUGCCGCGGGAGAGUGCGCGCGUCCCCGUCUCGCGCCGGGCUCCUUAUCUCCAUCUUCGUCGGCUCCGGUGCUGAGCGGCGGGUCGGCUGUCAGAAAGCCCCCCGAACAUGGCGCAGCUUCGUGCCGCCGCCCGGAGGAGCGCUGACGCCGGCGGCCCGCUUCUAACGGGCUUCGUGUGCGCGUCGCUGCUCGUGUGCGCGGGCGUCGCCUCCACGAGUCUCGACGUUGGACACAACGAGACGCGGAGAGACGGGUCCGCGGGGGAGACCCCGGAGGACCCCCAUCACCCCCAUCACCCCGCCAACUCCACCGUCAAGAAGGCUUUCCCCGUGCUCGAGCUCAACUACGACCACGUGAGGAAGCCGUUUGAGAUCGCGCUGUUGAUCCUCCUGGUGCUGCUCAUGAAACUAGGUUUCCGCAUCCUCCCCCGGGUGUCCAGCGUGGUGCCCGAGAGCUGCCUGCUGAUCGGCGUCGGCCUGCCGAUGGGCGUCAUCAUCCGAGCCAUCUGGGAGGAGGCGCCCGUGCUCAACACCGAGCUCUUCUUCCUCUACCUGCUGCCCCCCAUCAUCCUCGACGCCGGCUUCUUCCUGCCCACCCGGGCCUUCACGGAGAACAUGGGCACCAUCUUGGUGUUCGCCGUGGUGGGCACGCUGUGGAACGUCUUCUUCAUCGGCGGCAUGAUCUACGUCGUGUGUCGGAUCGAAGGCGCCCAGCUGGCCGGCGUGGACCUGCUCUCCUGCCUGCUGUUCAGCACCAUCGUGUCGGCCGUGGACCCCGUGGCCGUGCUGGCCGUGUUCGAGGAGAUCCACAUCAACGAGCUGCUGUACAUCCUCGUGUUCGGGGAGUCGCUGCUCAACGACGCCGUCACCGUGGUUCUGUACCACCUGUUCGAGGAGUUCUCUCACGCGGGCACGGUGACCGUGGCCGACGCCUUCCUCGGCAUCGCCUGCUUCUUCGUGGUUUCUCUGGGCGGCAUCUUGGUGGGCGCCAUCUACGGGCUGCUGGGCGCCUUCACCUCCCGCUUCACCUCGCACACGCGCGUCAUCGAGCCGCUGUUCGUGUUCCUCUACAGCUACAUGGCCUACCUCUCCGCGGAGGUCUUCCACCUGUCGGGCAUCAUGUCGUUGAUCGCCUGCGGCGUGACGAUGCGGCCGUACGUGGAGGCCAACGUCUCCCACACGUCUUACUCGACAAUCAAAUACUUGAUGAAGAUGUGGAGCAGCGUGAGCGAGACGCUCAUCUUUAUCUUCCUCGGCAUGUCCACGGUGGCGGGUCCUUACGCCUGGAACUGGACCUUCGUCAUCGUCACCGUGGUCCUGUGUCUGGUGUCCAGGGUGCUGGGAGUCAUCGGCCUCACGUACAUUGUAAAUAAAUUCCGCAUCGUCAAAUUGACCAUAAAGGACCAGAUCAUCCUGGCCCACAGUGGCCUGCGAGGCGCCAUCGCCUUCUCGCUGGGGUUCCUGCUGCAGGAGAACGAGAUGAAGAGCAUGUUCCUCACGGCCAUCAUCACCGUCAUCUUCUUCACCAUCAUUGUGCAGGGAAUGACGAUCCGGCUUCUGGUGAAGGUCCUGGCCGUGGAGAGGAAUAAUGAGAGCAACGGGUCCAUUAACGAGGAGAUUCACAUACAGUUCCUGGAUCAUCUCCUCACGGGAAUCGAAGACGUCUGUGGCCAUUACGGACAUCACCACUGGAAAGACAAGCUGAACCGCUUCAACAAGACCUACGUGAAGAGGUGGCUGAUCGCGGGCGAGCGCUCCACCGAGCCGCAGCUCAUCUCCUUCUACAACAAGAUGGAGAUGAAGCAGGCCAUGAUGCUGGUGGAGAGCGGCGGCGCCGCCCGGCCGCCCGCGCCGGCGUCCUCCGUCUCCAUGCAAAACAUCCAGCCCAGGGAGUCGGCCCGAGGACGGGCGAUCCCAAGCAUCUCCAAGAGCCGUGAGCAGGAGAUCCGGAAGGUUCUGCGAGGACACCUGCAGAACACCAGGCAGAGGCUUCGCUCCUACAGCCGCCACGACCUGCUGAUCGACCCCUUUGAGGACCACGUGAGCGAAGUCCGCUUCAGGAAGCAGCGCGUGGAGAUGGAGAGGAGGAUGAGUCACUACCUCACAGUGCCGGCAAACCGCCAGGAAGCUCCGGCCGUGAGGAAAGUCUGCUUCGAGCCAGAGCACCGGGUUUACACGUACGAUGACGCCGAGAGCCCCCGGGGCCGCACGGCACAGCCGCGUCCCGGCCCCCCCGAUACCGUCGGCCUGCUGAGCGAAUCCUCCCCGAGGCCCGGAGCCAGAGGGCCGGACCAGGAGCAGCAGGACCAGGAGCAGCAGGAGCAGCAGGAGCAGGAGCAGCAGGAGCAGCAGGAGCAGCAGGAGCAGCAGGAGCAGGAGGAGCAGGAGGAGCAGGAGCAACAGAAGCUGUCCCGCUGCCUUAGUGACCCCGGUCCAAACAACAACAAGGAGGAGGGGGAGGAGGAGGAGGAGGAGGAGAUCUUGUGAUGAAGCAUUUACAGUUCCAAUGAGCCGGAGCAAAGCUUGAUAUUGUGAAGGAGCAUGUCCUGUUUGUGUGAUGUGCAAAUCGUGUUGUUAUGUUUUUGAGGGUUUUAUAUCAUGUAUGGGGUGGCUUUAGCUCAGUGGGGUAAGAGGGCCGUCCUUCAACCGCGAGGUCGUGGGUUCGAUCCCCGCUCUCCCAAUUAGCUGCAAGUCGAAGUGUCCUUGAGCAAGGCACUGAACCCCGAGUUGCUUCACCGCAGCCUACUGCUCCUUAAUAACUAAGGAUGGGUUAAAUGCAGAGAACUAAUUUCCCCUUGGGGAUUAAUAAAAGUGUAUAUUUAUUUAUUUUAUUUAUUACCAAAGCAUGCACUAUGAGGCAUUUUUACCAUUUCAGUAUAUUUAAUGUCUUAACAAGCAGACUUCCAUCAAAUGGAACAACAACAAACACAAAGCACUUGUUUUUAACGCACUUGAAGCACCGGAUGGGCGGAGCUUACAGCCUCAAAGUGCAGUACUAAAGAUAUAAUGUGAUAAUACUAUAUAUUUAUACUAUUUAGUAACAAGACGUCGCUCCCAGAACUACCAAAGAUAAGUCUGAUGAUGCCCCAAUAUAAACAAUUAUAUAGAUAUGUGUUUCUCAUUAUGAAAAUUAAAGCUUGAUAUUAAUAUUGAUCCGGCUGUGAACCAGAAAGCACAAAUCUGGGGUUCCAAGAAUGUUCAAAUACCGAGGUCCGUGAACGUCACACGGCUGCGUGACGGACCGGUGUUUUCUCAGGGACCCGGCCCGGUGCUACCGGCCGGACGGUGUGUCACGUGACUGUUGGGUGGUCCUCUGUAACAUUCCCGCAGUAAUGGUGGAUGUUUUGUGGUGUGACCACACAUCCGGGUUCCCGGGCACUGCCCGCCGAGCACACCUGAGCUUCCUGCUGCCUGCACGUGUUUGCCUUAAAACGUAUAUUUGCUUUCUGUGUCUUAUCCAGUUGAAGUAUUUUUCUAUUUUGAAGAAGAAGGACCAAAAAAAUGAAGAAGAGCUUUAAUUCCUGUGUCAAAUAAAGAAUGUGUCAUUGCUUAAGUCCUGUGAUAUUCUUUUUUUUAUCAUAAUAAAAAAAGAGAAAUCCA